Molecule: messenger RNA, 2127 nt
Organism: Aspergillus nomiae NRRL 13137
Lineage: Eukaryota; Fungi; Ascomycota; Eurotiomycetes; Eurotiales; Aspergillaceae
Product: superoxide dismutase
Exons: 6
Coding region: 106-2127 (673 amino acids)
Biological process (GO): superoxide metabolic process
Cellular component (GO): mitochondrion
Molecular function (GO): superoxide dismutase activity; metal ion binding
Source: RefSeq, a predicted model, not a curated record
CUCUUCUUCUCUUCUUCUCCUUUACCACUCUCCUCUCUUUUGCUUUUCGUCACUACUUUGUAAACGUAACUCAAUUCCAUUGAUACAUAAAAAUCCAUACCAACCAUGGCUGCCUCUCUUAUCCGUACCUCUGCCCGUGCCGCUCUUCGCACUGGAGCUUCGGCUACUCCCAAAGCUGCGGGUGUUGCGGGUUUGACCUUUGCCCGUGGCAAGGCCACUCUGCCUGACCUGGCUUAUGACUAUGGCGCCCUUGAGCCCUCUAUCUCCGGAAAGAUCAUGGAGCUUCACCACAAGAACCACCACCAGACCUAUGUCAACAGCUACAAUGCUGCCAUCGAACAGCUCCAGGAGGCUGUCGCCAAGGAGGACAUCGCCGCCCAGAUCAACCUCAAGCCCCUGAUCAACUUCCACGGUGGUGGCCACAUCAACCACACUCUUUUCUGGGAGAACCUUGCCCCUAAGAGCCAGGGCGGUGGUGAGCCCCCAUCUGGAGCUUUGGCCAAGGCCAUCGACGACAGCUUCGGCAACUUGGGAGAGUUCCAAAGCAAGAUGAAUGCCGCCCUCGCUGGCAUUCAGGGAAGCGGAUGGGCUUGGCUCGUUAAGGACAAGCAGACCGGAAACAUCGGAAUCAAGACCUAUGCCAACCAGGACCCUGUCGUUGGCCAGUUCCAGCCUCUUCUCGGCAUCGAUGCUUGGGAGCACGCCUACUACCUUCAAUACCAGAACCGCAAGGCCGAGUACUUCAGCGCCAUCUGGGAUGUCAUCAACUGGAAGGCCGUUGAGAAGCGCUUUUCAAAAGCGCGGUGGCUUUCGGGCGUCUUCGCCGGCGCUCUCCGACCUAAGAAAUCCCGUCAGGUCCUCCGGAAGGCAUCGGCUCCGAAUCUAAGAGAAGCUUUACCAAGCAAAGAUGACGUCCCGGAGGUGCCUUCGCUGACCCCAUGGGAGGCCCACCGACUCAAAUACCGAGAAGCAAAUCUUCAGAAAGAUACACAGCUAGGCGAAGUCCGUGAUCAUACCGCAAUGCUGCAUUCGAUUGGUGUGGGAGAUCUCGACCCUUCCGACCCAAACGUGCAACUACACGAAUUCGACAACAGACCGCCAGGCGAGCCCGUGAUUGCCAGCUUAACAUCAGACCUCUGGGCCAAGGUCGCUGAGUAUCUCAAUCCCGCCGAGAGAGCCAGUCUGGCUUUCUCCAGCCGAACACUAUACACUCGUCUGGGCCGCGAGCCCUGGAUAACUAUAAACCUCCCAGAAAACCACGACUACAAGGCGGACUUCCUCAUCUCACAAGACAGACUACUCCCUCACCAUCUCCUCUGUUUCCCCUGCGGCAAAUACCAUCGCCGCACACAAGAAGGCUGCGAAAAGCUCGAGCCCGCAGACCUCGUCAUGCGCGCAUACCGAUUCGGACCGAGCUACGGCAUCCCACCUGACUCCCUAUGCCGUCGCUGGCGCAGGGACGGCUGGUACCACCAGACCCGAUACCACAUCCACCACGGCCGACUGCUCAUGCGGGUCGUGAGCACCUGCUUCGCUGACCCAGGUCUCAGUGUCAGCGAACAGCGACUUCUCCUCUACUCGCGCGAUGAUUACUGGCCAUAUUUCUCCGUCUGCGCGCACUGGCGCGACGGCGAACUCAUGAACAUCUGCAAAUGCGCCCUCGGCCACAUCCCCGUCCCCCGCACCACAAACGGUCUGCAGGGCCUCGAGCACCGCGCAAAAGACAUGUACCACCGUCGAAUCCACAACCCUAACGCCCUCACAUCACUCUGCGGUAAGUGCCGGCCCAUGCGUCGCUGCCCCGAGUGUCCCUCCGAGUAUCUGGUUGAGGUCAAGCUCACCGAGGAUCGGAGUGGUUCGCAGCGCAACGUGUUCCGGCAUGCGAUUGUCGUGACACGGUGGACUGAUUUGGGAGAUGGGCGGUCGCCGCGGUUGUCGAGGGAGUGGGCGGCGAUAAAUGGGGACGAGGCGGGGAAGGGGUACGAUUCUUUUGCGGAGAUCGGGAAGAGGGCUAUUUCGGGGAUCUUUGAGUCGGCUAUUACGGAUGACACUUUGCCUGGGCAGAGGAUUCUUUCAAUGAAUCCCAAGGGGAAGAAGCUGGGCGAAGCUGGGAAUACUUGGUAUUGA